UCGUGCAGGUGGUGAAGUGGACGUCGCUCGUUGCGCGGUGCACAGUGGCAGCCUUUGAGUCUAUACGCAGGACACUGAACAGGUGGGGCAGAAGAAGGACUGGAGAUGCCACGGGCAUGCACAGCUGCAGAGACGCCGAGUGAAGCGAGUGCGGGACCCGCCUUUUAAACGCGUUGCAUAUUGAGGGAAAAAAUGGGACGGGGAGUCGUGGGGACCAUUGUAGGUAAAAGCAUAAAGGCGCGAUAUCAGUCGGGGAUGGUGUGUAAUAGGUGUUUAACCGUCACGUACUUGUGCUCUGUCGCAUCACCAUAAGUUGUUGCACUUUGACAAUUUGUUUACUAAUUGGGCUUUCAGUGCUUGUUUUACAGUGUUGAAUGAAACCAAACUGCCAGUUUCCAGGCACAUCAGUCCCAGAUGUUAAAGGAAAGCAUUCAGAGAAGCUUAGGUUCACCCAAGCUGCACUGGAACCGCUGUUUCAUACAGACAUAUAAUUUAGACGAGAUAAUACUAGGUAUAUAUUUAAUUCUGUAUCCUAACCAGGAUUCAGGAUUAUUAAAUAAUUACAUUUUGAGAUAUGGUGAACUAGAUAUUUUAGCAGCUAAAUAUAUUAUAAACGGUCACUUAAUACGAUAGUCCACAACAGACUUCCCUUUUAAAUUACAUGCCAGUACCAAUCAGAGUCUUAUUACAGCUGCUAGGUGCUCCAGAUGUUACUAGUGCAUGCACUUGCACAUCUCUUGCACCUGUACUGAUGUUGUAAGUGUACAAGUACAGACUGCAGACAAACUUGCCAUGCAUUGUACCCAUUCCUCUGUGGUCAGGUUAUGACCACACAACCAUUGCUGAGCUUAAAUGAUUUCAGCAGGGGCCAUUCCUAGCACAGCAGGGACACAGACACUGUAGUUGGGGUUGUGCUGGUACAACCGUAUCAGGUAUAGCAGUGUUGCUGGAGUUCCUCCAGAUCAGUGCCCCUACUGCUUUCACUGUGGUUUAUUACUUAAUACUCAACACCAAUCCAAGGUUCACAAACCAAAUUCCAACUAAAGAGUUAACACAUAUCAGAUAUUGCAUGGUAUAAAAUGGGCUAUAACCUUUAACUGUACACCUACAAAGUAAGUAAGUCAGUGAGUGCAUGUAAACAUCUUUUUUUUUCCUGUGUGCUAAAACAAAACAGUUCAUGACUUAAAUAAUUUGCAGACACCUAAAUAUAAUUUAUAUUGUCAAUUAAUGUAGUAGGAAGACAAAGAAUUAUAUUAAAUUCUAUUCAAAUUUCCUUUAAACUUUCGGGGCCAUACUAAUCAGUGUAUGAUUUCAAGGGAUACUGUCCCAGUGUUUAGAGACUUGAUAUUGUUAUGAACCCCAGGAACAACCAUCAGCCCCGCACGGCCAUGCCCACACGCACACACCCUCGAUCUGACUCACCGGAAUUCUAGCACAGACCUGAUUCCCAUUCCCCUCAUUACCAUCCCCUUUAUGAGCUUCCCUUACCUGUGCACACGUUGCUAAGUAUUGUUCCCAUGUGGUGUACCGAGCGUUUCCUCAUCCUAUAUGUUUUCCUGGUUACCGAUUCCUGCUUGCCUUCUAGACUUCAUCUCCUGCCUGACCCUCGGAUACUUCCUGAACGCUACCCUGUACAUCAACCUCAGACUGACCUGACUACGCUUAACCGUCGAUGGGCAAUGCUAACAGCUGCACUGUGGAUGACCUGCAAGCCGUUGAGAUGCAUCUGUGGUACAAGAAGUUCAUGACGGAGUGCCCAUCAGGACAACUCACACUGCACGAGUUCAAACAGUUCUUCGGACUUCGCGGGCUGGACUCGGAGGCCGACGCCUACAUCGAACGGAUGUUCUGCACCUUUGACAUGAACAAGGAUGGCUACGUGGACUUCAUGGAGUAUGUGGCAGCCUUGAGUCUGGUGAUGCGAGGCAAGAUGGAGCACAAACUGCGUUGGUACUUCAGACUCUAUGAUGCUGAUGGCAACGGCUGCAUAGACAGGCACGAACUGCUCCACAUCAUAAAGGCUAUUCGGGCCAUUAAUGGAAAAGAGGAGCAGAACCUGAGUGCAGAAGAGUUCACGAACCUUGUGUUUGACCGGAUCGAUAUCAAUGGUGAUGGGGAGCUGUCUUUGGAGGAGUUUGUGGAAGGAGCACGUAGUGAUGAGGACUUCAUGGAGGUGAUGAUAAAGAGUUUGGAUCUCAGUCACAUUGUGGCCAUGAUCCACAAACGCAGACGCAGCAUAUAGUCGCACACACGCAUGAAUGAACAGAGAAUGAGUGUUGAAUUAACACUGUUAACACUGUUAGUGUUGAAUUUUGUUCAAUUAAUGCAUGAAUGAGUGUUGAAUUAACUACUUUAGUGUUGAAUUCAUUCAUUCUUAAUGCUCAAUCUUUGUGUCCAACUAAACUUCAUAUAAACAAUGUACAUGUUCAUUUAACACUGGGGUUCUUGCUAUACCCCUUCUCCCAGACCCUAGGUCUCCUAUAUGCACACUGGUCAGGAUCCGCAAUUAUUAAACCAAACAACACUGUCAAAUAAUAGUGUAACUUACACAAAUCAAGGAAUUACAGGCUUGUAAUCCUUUGUAGUUUUCAAAUGAGACACAAAAAGAGAAUGUAGCCAAACCAAGCUGGGGAAAAUUCAAGUGCUGGCAAUGGGUGUCAAUCCCACUCCAAACUCCCUAUCAGUUUCACAGAAAAUAACCCACUACAUCCGAAUAUGGUGAAUCAGAUAUUGUUUAAAUGGAAGUGUGAGUAUGUCUCAGAUCCCACCCACUUUUAAUUAUUGUUUUUGAUUAUUGCUAAUUGCACUUGUUUUAUAAAUCAUUAGAAAGAACCUCCAGUCAGGAAUGUUCACUUCUGUAAUGAUUCAAGUUAUGUAUAUGCUGAGAGUUAUGUAUAUGCUGUUAUGUUAGUUAUGUAUAUGCUGAGAGUUAUGUAUAUGCUGACUGUAGAGAUUUCUACCAUUUUAUAAUGUGUGUUAGCAUCUUGUACAUGUACUUGUAAAGGUGCAAGAUGGUGAGUUUGAGCAUUUUCUUUUAAUAAAAAAAAUUGCUUCAAUAUCCCUUUAUUAUAGAUGUGCUAAAUCUUGUGCCUUCUGUAAUAGGACUGCA
Electrophorus electricus (electric eel) is the source of this 3109-nucleotide messenger RNA. It is a transcript of the gene guca1aa, whose product is annotated as guanylate cyclase activator 1Aa. Lineage: Eukaryota; Metazoa; Chordata; Actinopteri; Gymnotiformes; Gymnotidae. Gene Ontology annotation, molecular function: calcium ion binding. The record is from RefSeq and is a predicted model, not a curated record.